Molecule: messenger RNA, 1210 nt
Organism: Coccidioides immitis RS
Lineage: Eukaryota; Fungi; Ascomycota; Eurotiomycetes; Onygenales; Onygenaceae
Product: CBF/NF-Y family transcription factor, variant
Exons: 3
Coding region: 24-893 (289 amino acids)
Biological process (GO): heterochromatin formation; DNA damage response; leading strand elongation
Cellular component (GO): CHRAC; epsilon DNA polymerase complex
Molecular function (GO): protein heterodimerization activity; chromatin DNA binding
Source: RefSeq, a predicted model, not a curated record
UGGAACUGCAUGUCAAACAAGCCAUGGCUACCCAGAAAUCCACUGAUAAUGCUGAAAAUAAGAUCAGCAUCCUGGAGGUUGACACUUGUGUGAAAAGUGGAAAGCAGCAUGCUGCAGAGUUAGGGGUGAAUGUUGAAGAUUUUCUUCUUCCACGGACUCUGACACAGAGAUUAGCUAAAGGAGCCUUGCCGCCCAAUACUUCCAUCCAAAAAGAUGCAUUGCUGGCAAUCACAAAGGCAGCAACAGUCUUUGUAUCAUAUCUUUCUUCCAAUGCGAAUGAGGAAACAGAAAAGAAAACAAUCACCCCACAAGAUGUCCUAUCUGCACUGAAAGAAAUUGAAUUUGACUCAUUCCGUCCCCAGCUGGAACAAGAAUUGGUUAUCUAUAUGGAAACCGCUGUGCAGAAGCGACAAAGUAAGAAUGAGAAGAAAAGCCAAGGAAAUGCAUCAGCUAAGGAGAAAGCUUGUGUUAAUGAUGGCAACAAGGAGCCAAUUAUCAAGCGACAGAAGAGGGACAAUGAGCAACACACACCAGAGACAGGCCACCACAGACAUGUCAAGAAUUCAGAGGUAACUUAUUCUUUACAGGCAUGCGGGAUCAUGCCAUACAACGAGGAAGGCGGGCUGCACACAGAUGAUACUGAAGAGGAUGAUGCUGAAGAAGAAGAGGAGGAGGAGGAGGAAGAGGAAGAGGAGGAUGAUGAUGACGAUGAUGAUGAUGAUGGUGACGAUGAUGAUAGCGACACUCAAAUGGCUGGCGUGGCAGAAAAACAAGUGAAUGAUGAUGGUAACGAUGCAACCGAAGAGCAGGAACUUUCUGAAGAUAGCAAGAGUGAUAUGGUGAGGAAGAAACACUUCAACCUAGAUUCUGGGAUAGACAGUGAGAGCGAUUGAUAUUGGUAUUUCUUAUUCUUUUUCCUUGGGUUGGCUUAUGGCAAUCGGGUUGGCUGGAUUGGUCAGUAUGUCAUGAAUAUAUAACAUACACACAUUGUAUUCAGCCCAUACUACUUCUACCCUUUUUUACCUGUGUUGCGGCCUGAGCUUGUCGCUAGAACUGGAACUAGCUGAUUUCAGCGCCUAUAUCUAACAAGGUGUACAUCUCUACACCAGAAGGCACCACCGGAUGAUGCCGCCCCUUACAGGUAUGGGGGGUUUAACAAUUUGGCCUGGAUGAUAUUGGCAAAAGGCUAUUAUAUCAUAAGACUAGCAUU